This is a messenger RNA of Populus trichocarpa (black cottonwood), 973 nucleotides long. RefSeq lists its product as uncharacterized. Lineage: Eukaryota; Viridiplantae; Streptophyta; Magnoliopsida; Malpighiales; Salicaceae. The coding region runs from base 98 to 736 and encodes 212 amino acids. The record is from RefSeq and is a predicted model, not a curated record. The transcript has a single exon.
CCAAACUCGAUAGAAAAACAGUUUUCUUUAUUUCCCUACAAUCUUCUCCUCAUCUCUCUUUACUGCAACCCCUAAGAACAGAACAACCACCAUCAAAAUGGCGGCCAUGGCCACUGGAUCUUCUAGAAGAACCUCGAGCGGUCCGGUUAUUCGCUCUCUCUCUCCAUCCGGUAGAUUCCACCAGCACUUCUCCAGAUCUCCGUCAGCUUCCGCCUCCUCCAGCCCCUUCGCUUACUCAAGUUCAAGUUUCAUGUCUCGCUCAUCAACUUUCUUCACCAGAUCCUCAUCGCCUACACGGGUUAACAUGUACGGGCACUCCACACCGUCGCCUUCUUCAUCCGUCCGCUUAAAUGCCGUCUCUCCUAACCGCUCAAUCUCCACCGUCAAUCCUUCUCGGAGCCACAACCAUCAGGUAGUGAGAAAACAGAGCACUCCUAAACGGACUUGCAUGUGUUCGCCGUCUACACAUCCAGGCUCUUUCCGGUGCAGCCUCCAUAAAGGCACGGGGUUUGGCAGUUCUACCUCAUCAAGUAAUUACUCUUCAAACAACAAUCGGCUGAAUGCGAGAAGAUCUGCCAUGACCAAUUCGCUAGUGAGAAUCGGCGGCGUGGAAGGUGAUUUGGUGAGAAGAGCCUUGGCCUCUUUGAUCCGGCCGUCUUCUCACCAACAACGCCGGCGUACAGCAUUCCAGUCCCGACCGAGCCGGCUUUCCGUCAUGUCAAAAGCUGAGUCUUAAGGGUAUGUUGGUCACUUCAAGUUUUUAUUUGCUUGCUCACCCGACGAGGACUGGACUCAGAUUGCAGUGGUGGCGCGUGGAAAUCGGGACGGAAAGUUUUUUUAUCGGAAUCCGGUGACGUAACACAAUUCGACGACAGGACUUUUUGAAUAUAUAGAUACAUAACACAUGGCUUUUGAGUGUGUAUAGUUAUCAAAGCUAUAUUAUUCAGUUGCAAAAUCAAGUCAUUUUUAAGGA